CUCUCUUAUCUUAAAACCUAAUCUAAGGAUCAUGUCUCUGCCUUUUUUUUUCCUCUUCAAGUCACUCCAUUUCUCUCUUCCCAUCAUUCUCAUUAUAAUUGGUAUCACUAGUCCUUCCACAAGUGCACAAGGUCCACCUUCACCUGGCUACUAUCCAAGCUCAGGGUUUGGCUCCAUAGGGUUUGAUCAAAGGUUUAGAAACCUUUGGGGCCCUCAGCACCAAAGUCUAGACCAAGGCUCGUUGACAAUCUUUCUUGACAAUACGGGAAGCGGAUUUAAGUCUCUUCACCAAUAUCAAUCUGGUUAUUUCAGUGCAUCCAUCAAGCUACAACCCGGUUAUACUGCUGGUGUUGUUACCUCUUUCUACCUCUCCAACAAUGAAGCCCACCCAGGCAACCAUGACGAGAUCGAUAUCGAGUUUCUGGGAACAACACCAGACAAGGCUUACACUCUUCAGACCAACGUCUUCGUCAGAGGAAGUGGUGAUGGAAACAUCAUCGGAAAAGAGAUGAAGUUUUACCUCUGGUUCGAUCCCACUAAAGAUUUCCACAACUAUGCCAUUUUAUGGACACCUAGUGAGAUCAUGUGGGUCUUCUUCUUUCCCUCUCCUUAA
Molecule: messenger RNA, 613 nt
Organism: Syzygium oleosum
Lineage: Eukaryota; Viridiplantae; Streptophyta; Magnoliopsida; Myrtales; Myrtaceae
Product: probable xyloglucan endotransglucosylase/hydrolase protein 32
Exons: 4
Coding region: 32-613 (193 amino acids)
Biological process (GO): carbohydrate metabolic process
Molecular function (GO): hydrolase activity, hydrolyzing O-glycosyl compounds
Source: RefSeq, a predicted model, not a curated record